AUGUCGACUGAGCGUAAUGGAAAACAGAAAAAUCUUGACGACGAUGACCUCGAUGAAUGUCAGCAUGAUAAUCCAACAUUCCGAAUUUGUUGCAUCGGUGCUGGAUAUGUUGGUGGUCCAACAUGUGCCAUCAUUGCCAGCAAAUGUCCACAUAUACAAGUGACAGUAGUUGAUGUUAGUGCAGAGAGAAUCGCUGCAUGGAAUUCUGAUCAUUUACCAUUGUUCGAACCGGGACUUGAAGGAAUAGUUAAAAAGAUUCGCAAUCGUAAUUUGUUCUUCUCAACUGAUACGAAAACAGCCAUUCGAGAAGCUGACCUAAUCUUUAUUAGUGUUAAUACGCCAACGAAGUCCUAUGGAUUUGGAAAUAUUAUAGGACGAGCACCGGAUUUACGUUAUGUAGAAGAAGCCGCACGGCAGAUUGCUCAUACGGCAACUAGCAAUAAAAUCGUUGUAGAAAAAUCAACAGUACCUGUCAAAGCAGCUGAAUCAAUAAAGACAAUUUUAAAGACAAACAAGCAGCCUGGUGUCAGCUACCAAGUUCUAUCGAAUCCCGAAUUCUUAGCUGAAGGCUCAGCAAUCAGUGAUCUUCUAGCACCCGACCGUGUUCUCAUCGGUGGCGAUGAAACAAUCGAAGGAUCAUUGGCGAUCAAAAAAUUAGCCUGGAUCUAUGAACAUUGGGUACCGAAAGAGAAAAUUCUUACAACGAACACGUGGUCAUCGGAAUUAUCGAAAUUAGUUGCUAACGCAUUUUUAGCUCAACGCAUCUCAAGUAUCAAUACAAUAUCUGCUGUCUGCGAAGCAACAGGUGCAUCUGUAAGUGAAGUGGCCAAAGCAGUUGGUUUAGACUCACGUAUUGGCAACAAAUUUUUGAAUGCGAGCAUCGGUUUUGGUGGUAGUUGUUUCCAGAAGGAUGUUUACAAUUUAAUUUAUCUUGCUGAAUCUCUAAAAUUAGAACCAGUCGCUCAAUAUUGGUUGCAAGUGAUUAAAAUAAACGACUGGCAACGUGAGCGGUUUGCACAGAUGAUUGUGCAGAAUUUAUUCGGAAGUGUUAGCAGUAAGAAAAUCGCUAUUCUGGGAUUUGCAUUCAAAAAAGAUACAGCUGACACGCGUGAAUCUUCGAGUAUUUAUGUCUGUCGAUAUUUAUUGGCUGAAGGUGCAUCGCUGCACAUCUAUGACCCCAAAGUGUCAGUCAGUCGCAUAUUUCUUGACUUAUCUGAACAAACUGGAAAAACAGAAGAUGAAUUACGUGAACACGUUCAGAUUGCCAACGAUGCAUAUGAAGCCGCCAAAGAUUCUCACGCGCUUGUGGUUUGUACUGAAUGGGAUGAAUUUAAACAAUUAGAUUAUCAAUUGAUCUAUAGUACAAUGAAAAAGCCAUCAUUUAUAUUUGAUGGUCGUCUCAUUCUUGAUCACGAUCAAUUACUAAGUUUUGGAUUUAAUGUCUUUUGUAUUGGAAAGAAACCACCGAAUAAUCAAUAUAUGAAUCAAAGUCCUCGAUAA
This is a messenger RNA of Adineta ricciae, 1500 nucleotides long. The record is from the annotation of a GenBank genome assembly. Lineage: Eukaryota; Metazoa; Rotifera; Eurotatoria; Adinetida; Adinetidae.